Aureobasidium melanogenum CBS 110374 is the source of this 3855-nucleotide messenger RNA. RefSeq lists its product as uncharacterized. NCBI's taxonomy places the organism in Eukaryota, Fungi, Ascomycota, Dothideomycetes, Dothideales, Saccotheciaceae. Gene Ontology annotation, molecular function: microtubule plus-end binding. Bases 1 to 3855 code for a protein of 1284 amino acids. The transcript has a single exon. The record is from RefSeq and is a predicted model, not a curated record. Gene Ontology annotation, cellular component: microtubule plus-end; cytoplasm; nucleus. Gene Ontology annotation, biological process: cytoplasmic microtubule organization.
AUGGCAAGUCUGGCGCUGGGCGUGGGACAGACGAUCGAGCUCAACGAUGGGCGACACGCAGUUGUGCGCUUCCUUGGAUCAACGGGGUUUGCGCCAGGAGAAUGGGUCGGUGUAGAGCUCGACGAGGCUACUGGAAAGAAUGACGGCUCGGUCAAGGGCGACCGCUACUUUGAUUGCGAGCCCAACUAUGGCAUGUUCUUACGCGCUGCAGGAGUCAGUCGUAUCCUGAGUCGCCCGUCGACGAGACCCACGAGCAUCAGCCUUCCACCAGCUCUCGACACGGCCAAAGCUGCCUCUGCCCUGCCUUCACCUACCAAGUCUCCUACAAAGAUCACUCGCACUGCUACACCUUCAACUGCUCAACACACCCGGAAUCCCACUCCUCCCACCGCUGCUAAUACCGCUCGUCGACCUUUGUCCACAGCCACUGCAACAGCUACUGCCAAACCGCGCGCCGCCUCGAACCUGUCCGGUCCUUCUACCCUGUCCGCUGCCGCAAGGAGGACCUCUACUGUGCCUCCAUCCAACUCGACUGCCACGGCUCAGACUCCGCGCAAUUCUGCCUCGACUACUGCACCUGCUUCCUCCCGCUUGACCACCCGCACAAUCUCCACCACCAGAGGCCUCACUCCGGCCGCCAGACAAUCCUCCAUUGCCGCAAAACAGACCCCUGCCGCGAGGCGUACCUCUACCGUACCGAAGCAACCACAAUCUCAAGACUCUCCUUCACCAAAACCUUCACCUUCUGCCGCUCCAACAGACGACUCUCAGAAUACUCAAGACGCAGAAGAUGAUCAAGAUGCUCCGCAAUCAUUUGCUCCCUCCUCGAAGCCUGCUACUUCGCCCGCUGCUUCGCAUACCUCAGCACGUCCAGCCAAGACUACCGCCCGCGAAGUUGAGGAUCUACAGACCAAGAUGAAGAUCAUGGAACGCAAGCGUCAAGAGGAUCGCGAUGCUUUGAAAAAGAUGCAGAAUGUCGAACAAGAGCGCGACAAGUACGCAAACAUUGUCCAGAAGAUGCAGUCCAAGAUGCAGGCUCAGUCGCAUGAACUGAACGACUUGCGAAAUCAACUCAAGGACUCGGAAUCUCGUCUAAUCGAUAUUGAGGCUAUCCAAGCUGAACAUGACGCUGUUGUUGAAAUGGCCACUCUUGAUCGUGAAAUGGCCGAGGAGACGGCUGAAUCACUCAAGUCUGAGCUCGAGGUCUUGCGUACUAGCAACGAGGAAAUGCGCCUCGAGCUGGACAUUCUCAAGGAGGAGAACGAAGAACUAGGCAGAGAGAUGAACCCUGAAGAGCGCACAAGUCAAGGCUGGCUUCAGUUGGAACGCUCCAACGAAAGACUCAGGGAAGCUCUCUUGAGAUUGCGUGACAUGACACAGGAACAGGAAGCUGACCUCAAGGCCCAAAUUGCUAGUCUUGAAGACGAGGUCAACGACUUUGGUCUCCUGAAAACAAACUACGAGGAGACCAGGGAGAAGCUUCUCGCAACUGAGGCCGAUCUUGACGAUAUCCGCCAACAGCUUGAUGCUGCCAUGGGUGCUGAAGACAUGAUCGAAGAGCUGACCGAACGAAACAUGGCCAUGCAGGAGAAGAUCGACGACUUGGAAUUAGUCAUCGAAGAUCUCGAAAAUCUCAAGGAGCUCAACGAUGAACUCGAGAUCAAUCACGUUGAAGCUGAAAAGCAGAUGCAAGAAGAGAUCGACUUCAAGGACAACAUCAUUGGUGAACAGUCCCGUCGUUCUGCACAGCAACAGCAAGCUAUAGAAGACUGCGAGUACACAAUUUCACGGUUCCGUGAGCUGGUCACCAAUCUGCAGGCCGACCUGGAAGAUAUGCGUGCCUCGCGCCAGAUCACAGAGACGGAGGCAGAAGAAUUGUCGAGUCGAAGCCGUGCCAUGAUGGACCUCAACAUGAAGCUACAAAUGUCUGCUGCCAAGACUCAGAUCAAGACUAUCGAUCUCGAGCUGAGACGUCUUGAGGCUGAGGAAGCAGCAGAGCACCUGGCCAUCGUACAGCUGUUCUUGCCUGAUGCAUUUAACGCAGAGCGUGAUUCGAUCCUGGCCUUGCUACGUUUCAAACGUGUAGGCUUCAAGUCUCGUCUGCUCAACAGUCUUGUGAAGGAGCGUCUGAACGGACAGGGCACCAAGAUUGCAGAUGAGGACAUCUUCGCUGCCUACAGUGUGCUUGAUAGACUCACAUGGAUUGCUGAGAUGAGCGAGCGAUUCAUCAACGGCAUCCGCAGCUGCUCUGUCGAUGAAUUUGCACGUUAUGAGAGCGCUUUGUAUGAGCUUGAACCAGUCGAAAGAGCCUUGAACACCUAUAUCGACGCAAUCAAGCGUGACGAUAUGAAAGAGGGCAGGGUAGACGAAGAGCUGCAGAGGUCAAUGGCAGUCAUGUCUCAUCUGGCGUCGAUUCACAUCAAGGAGUCGCUUGCUGCGUCUGCCAAUGAUAUGCUUAUGCAGGCCUCACUGAUCCAGAGCCACUUGGACAGCACUUCGUCAGCCCUGGGAAUGUGCAGGUCCUUGGUGCAGAGCCAGAUUCCAGUCCCCCAAUCCGAGGGCAGCGAGUCUGAAGAACCUAACCUGUUCAUACACCUGGACACCAUCAUCUCCACAAUCAGAAGUGCUCGUGUCGUCGUGAACAAGACGCAUCGCAACGUUACAGACCUGCAAUCACGCUCGCUGGCGCUUGGUUCUCCACACCUUGAACUCUUCAUCUCCGCAGAGAGCUUGACUUCUAAGCUUGCUGUCUUCGGACGCCGCGCUGGUGAGAAGGUUCAGAGUCUCUUCGGCGAAGAAGGCCGUGAGGAGUCCAUCACAUUGGGUGAAACCGAGCUCCUUCUGACCCGCCUGUCAGCAAGUAUCUUUGGCAGCAGCUCUACAGAGACAACGCCUUUUGCUACAUUGACCACAUACCUUGCCUCGCUGACUGCUCAGCUCCAGGAGCUCAGCGAUAUCUCUGCUAAUCUUGAGAAUACUCAAGAGUUUGAGCGUCCUGUCGAGCCAUGGGUAACUCGCAGCGCCACUCUACGCGCAACUAAGCUCACGUCUGUCGACACUGAAGCAGAGGUCGCCCGCCUUACAGAGAUUGUCCGUGAACGCUCUCUCCUCGUCCGCUCAAAGGAGCAAGAGCUCGAAGAACAGAGUGUUCGAAUCGAGAUGCUCGAAGCCCGUAUGGCAGAAGCUACGAAACGAUCCUCUGCCCUUGCGGAUCUCGAGACCUCCAUCACUGCCUUGCAAAAGGAGAAGAGUCACCACCAGAACGCGCUGGCUGAAGCAGAGCAACGGGUUACUAGAUUGCGUAAAGAGAGAGAUGAGUGGAGAAAGUCAGCAGAGGAAAAUAAACCUGAUCCCACUGCCAGCAACACCAUGGCUUCAGAGAUGGGCGGAGCAAGUAAGAUGGAGCUCGAUAGAGCCAAGCUCCGCAUCGACAGCUUGGAAUCUGCCAUUCGUUACCUCCAACAGCAAUCUGUACCCAAAUCUGUCACUUCUGGCUCUGCAGAUCUGGACUGGCUAGAGGCACCGUUGGUAGCACAGCCUUCAAGAUCAGCACAGCGACAGAAGACUCUGCAAGCAGAAGGCAGAACAGCUUUCAGCGAGAUGAUCAAGCUCGUCACCGAUGCCAAACCAGUCUCUCUGGGUAACAUGCCCAAGAACAGACUGGCAUGGCGUCCUGCCGCUCAAACUGCCAAAUGGCAUGCUCAGAAGAAGAGAGAGGAUUGGGCUGCAUGGCAGGACUGGGAGCGCAGCCUUCUCGAUCGAGUGGAAGGCAGAAAGGUCGACAAGAAGAUCACAAAACCUCUGGACCUCGACAGUGUCAGGAACGAUGUAGUCGUUGUAGGGGAAGAUGUCUGA